Molecule: messenger RNA, 1075 nt
Organism: Xiphophorus couchianus (Monterrey platyfish)
Lineage: Eukaryota; Metazoa; Chordata; Actinopteri; Cyprinodontiformes; Poeciliidae
Gene: bnip4
Product: BCL2 interacting protein 4
Exons: 6
Coding region: 191-766 (191 amino acids)
Biological process (GO): mitochondrial outer membrane permeabilization; positive regulation of apoptotic process
Cellular component (GO): endoplasmic reticulum; mitochondrial outer membrane; mitochondrial envelope
Source: RefSeq, a predicted model, not a curated record
UGUGCGUUUUAUACGUGCCCUCCUUUUUGGUUCCAAUCCCAGUUCGGAUAAACAAAAUAUUGCGUCACUGUUAUUGUGCUAGUUGAGCCUCCAGCUGGUUAGGGACAUUUCGCCACCGUUUCACCUACAUUCAGGCCUUUAAAGCUACGUUUCCGAUUAAAAUUCGUCACACGGCACAGGCACAGCGCAAAUGUCGCUUCAAAAGGACGCUUCAUCUGACGAGAGUUUGCAAGGUUCCUGGGUAGAGCUGCAUUUCAGUGGAACUGGCUCCCAAGGUACCAGUCAUCGAGGAAGUCAGGAGCACAUUCCCACGUCCAGUCAGGAGGGGGACGUGGAGAAAAUGCUCCUUGAAGCGCAACACGAGUCAGGCAGGAGCAGCUCCAAAGGAAGUUCCCAGUGCAACAGCCCACUCAGAUCUCAGACUCCCCUUCUUCUGUGGAGAGGCUCAGAGGGAAACAGCUCUCAGUCAGACGAAGACUUUCAAGAGAGAAGACGUGAAGUGGAGAGACUGAUGAAGAAAAAUGCUGACUGGAUAUGGGACUGGUCCAGUCGGCCGGAGAACAGUCCGCCAAAGGAGUUCCUGCUGAAGUACCCCAAGCACUCGACCUCGCUCAGCAUACGGAACACCAGUGUCAUGAAGAAGGGCGGCAUCCUCUCCGCUGACUUUCUGAAGAUAUUCCUUCCCUCGUUAAUCAUUUCUCACAUUCUCGCUCUUGGCUUGGGGAUAUUUAUUGGGAAGCGCCUAACUUCUCACAACACCUACUGAGCAAGCUGCUGAUGCGUGUAGGGACACCUCGUUACAACCAGCUUGUCAUGCCUUAAAUUGGGACCUGUGCCAUGUGACCUGUGAUUCUGACUGAUUGCCCCACGCCAGCAUGAAGAGCCGAGAAUCUCCCACUGCUGUGUUGUUGAAUGCACCACAACCAAUCUCCCUGUCCAUGAUGUGUUCACUGUUAACUGAGAUUAUCGUUUUGCUGCUUACUGCUCCUUACACAUGCAUGCUAUGGGACAAAUAUAUAUAUAAUAUAUAUGUAAAUCACUUUUUUUGAUUUAAUUAAAAUCAGAUUUAAUUUAU